Molecule: messenger RNA, 267 nt
Organism: Hydatigera taeniaeformis
Lineage: Eukaryota; Metazoa; Platyhelminthes; Cestoda; Cyclophyllidea; Taeniidae
Source: the annotation of a GenBank genome assembly
AUGAUGUUAGAUGCUUCCAAAGCAUCUGCCAUGGCAGAUGUUAGCAGGAUCAGUGGGUGCAAUCUUGAAUUGCUUCUUUACAUUCGUAAUUUGAUUACUGUUCGUGCUCCGCAUUCUCCCUCCGCUUCCCCCUCCAACUCCACCACCUCACGGCUGCCUCCACUCAAACCGGUGACUGCGACGCCUGAAGAAGCGCCCAGUGGCGUUGAAGAGGUGGAGCAACACUCCCCACUCGUUGGUCCCAUUCCCGAUGAGGAGCGGUUCUAA